ACCACGUUUUAAGAGUGACUCACGAGACGAAUGCACUCCCAGUCCCAUUUAGCUCUCGCCGGUUGCUUUCCUUCUUUUUCUCCUUUUCUCGCACUUCCUCUUUUCGCUUAAACGAUAUCGAAAGAACGCGUGAAAUUGGGGCGAUGGGCCCACGCAAAUUCAAACGAAGGCUAUCGAACAAUUUCCGUAAAAUAUAGCGCAUAGUAGCGAAAGACAUUCUCGCGAUCGAGUUACAUUUCCGCUGGAUGCGCUUUGAGUCCAUCGAACCGGAUAUCCUGCUGCUCUCGGCUCCCCAGUGGACGGUUCUUUUUUUUCGUGCGUGCAAACGAAUCAUCGUUGCACGAAGCCCCGUCUAGGCUCGCGAAAGCAUCGAUCGGAGGUCGAUUGGAUCGCGUUGUUAGAACGCGUGGCUGGAAAACGUGAAAAGACGAACGAAACGUUGGAAGAGAAAGAGAAGAGAAAAUGUUUGGGGGACCGGAGGGUUAGUAGCCGGGAGUCGAACGCGAUCGAGCUGACGAGUUAUCGUCCUGUGGAGGCUGUCGGUCGGCACGUCGCGUCGGCUGGUCGACUCGUGCGACGUACCACGCCGGUUGGAGAAUCUUCUCCCCCUCCGUGUGGUCCGUGCUGCCAGGCUAGAAGCGCAUCGCGUAACCGAGUGGAGAGUCGACCUCAGGACACCGACACGAGCACGUUUCCUCGUCAGUUUCGUUUCGCAGGCUCCACUCCACUGGUGCACUCCUGCGCGACACUCGUCCGUACUCGGUUCGCUGCACACGUUCUCUCGCAACGCACGCCACAUACCGAGGACGUUUCUUCGCUGCGAGUCUAUUCUCUCUCGCUUCGACCCUUUUCGAAGGAUAUCAAUCAGCGGAGCCGUACGCUCAGCCGGCGCACCUAUCUUCUCGGUUCGCAAAGGGAAGGCGGAGAAAGGCCAGUUUCGAAAUGAGGGAAAUCGUGCAUCUGCAGGCUGGACAAUGCGGAAACCAGAUCGGUGCAAAGUUCUGGGAAGUAAUCUCCGAGGAACAUGGCAUCGACCAAUCGGGCAUCUAUCACGGAGACAGCGAUUUGCAAUUGGAGCGAAUUUCCGUCUACUAUAACGAAGCUUCUGUGGCGACCUCGACGAAUGGAGGAAAGUACGUGCCGAGGGCCAUUCUCCUGGACCUGGAGCCAGGAACAAUGGACGCCGUUCGAUCAGGAGCGUACGGGAAGCUGUUCCGGCCGGACAAUUUCGUGUUCGGUCAAUCCGGAGCGGGCAACAACUGGGCAAAGGGACACUACACCGAGGGUGCGGAAUUGGUCGACUCGGUGUUGGACGUGGUCAGGAAAGAGUGCGAGAAUUGCGACUGCCUGCAGGGCUUUCAGCUGACUCACUCUCUCGGUGGCGGCACCGGGUCCGGUAUGGGGACGCUGCUCAUCUCCAAGAUUCGCGAGGAAUACCCAGAUCGAAUCAUGAACACGUACUCGGUGAUGCCGUCGCCGAAAGUGUCCGACACGGUGGUGGAGCCGUACAACGCUACCCUGUCGGUUCAUCAACUGGUCGAGAAUACAGACGAGACCUACUGUAUCGAUAACGAGGCGCUCUACGACAUCUGCUUCCGUACCUUGAAGGUCUCGAAUCCUAGCUACGGCGAUUUGAAUCAUCUGGUCUCGUUGACCAUGUCCGGCGUGACAACUUGCCUCAGGUUUCCCGGACAGCUGAACGCCGAUUUGCGAAAGCUCGCUGUCAACAUGGUUCCGUUUCCACGUCUGCACUUUUUCAUGCCCGGCUUUGCUCCGUUGACCUCUAGAUCUAUGCAACAGUAUUCCGCCCUGUCGGUGCCGGAGCUCACGCAGCAGAUGUUCGACGCGAAGAAUAUGAUGGCCGCCUGCGAUCCCCGACACGGCCGAUACUUGACAGUGGCCGCCGUGUUCCGUGGCAGAAUGUCGAUGAAGGAGGUGGACGAGCAAAUGCUCAGCGUGCAGAACAAAAAUAGCUCUUACUUCGUCGAAUGGAUCCCGAACAACGUGAAGACUGCCGUCUGCGACAUUCCGCCCAAGGGUUUGAAAAUGUCCUCGACCUUCAUCGGGAACACCACCGCCAUUCAAGAGCUGUUCAAGCGAAUCUCCGAGCAAUUUACAGCGAUGUUCCGUAGAAAGGCCUUCCUGCACUGGUACACCGGUGAAGGCAUGGACGAGAUGGAGUUCACCGAGGCUGAGUCGAACAUGAACGAUUUGGUCUCGGAGUAUCAACAAUAUCAAGAAGCCACUGCCGAAGAAGAUUUCGAAGCCGAGGAGUGCGCCGACGACUUCGAGACUUGCGAUCAAGAGUAAAUCGAUUGCCGAUCGUUUCCUCCGAAGGAACUAUUUUUCCACCGAACGAGACGUUUCUCUCCUUAUCCUUAUCCUUAUCGUUAUGUUUCUCUUCUUUUCUCUUCUCUCCUCUUCUUCUCCCGCUCGUCUCCUCAUCGUCCGCUCCGUUCCAUUCUCUCCCUCUGUGGCGACUUUCGUCUCGAUUCGGUGGUAGCUCUCUGCGAUAUUUCUGUCUCUUUUAUACUUUUGUACGUAAAAAAUACAUUUUAUGAUCGGGAAGCGUUUGCUGCGGCGACCGGCGAAUCGAGUGGCUCGGCCGAGCCCCACACCGGUUGCCGCAUCUCGUAUCGCGACUACCGAAAAGUGAAAAAAUAGUGGAAAAUUUGCACGGAGAAAUCACGGGAUAUCCCUGGCUCGUGAACCUGGAUCCAUCGUUCUCGAAGGAUAGCGACUUUACCAAACACCAAAGUACCCGAACCAAAAAUCUACUCUGUUCCGUUGCAUCCACGGCAACGAUAUCGUAUGCGUAUUAAUAGUGGCACGCGUUUUGCAAUGUGUAGCGCAAGUUUGUUCCUUGCAAAAAUAUACGUUUUUUUUCAAUUAUUUUUCUU
Messenger RNA from Bombus pyrosoma, 2900 nucleotides. Its product is annotated as tubulin beta chain-like. The transcript is spliced from 3 exons. Gene Ontology annotation, biological process: mitotic cell cycle; microtubule cytoskeleton organization. Gene Ontology annotation, cellular component: microtubule; cytoplasm. Gene Ontology annotation, molecular function: GTP binding; structural constituent of cytoskeleton; GTPase activity. Lineage: Eukaryota; Metazoa; Arthropoda; Insecta; Hymenoptera; Apidae. Bases 943 to 2310 code for a protein of 455 amino acids. The record is from RefSeq and is a predicted model, not a curated record.